This is a messenger RNA of Solanum stenotomum, 434 nucleotides long. RefSeq names its product homoserine dehydrogenase-like. The transcript has 3 exons. Lineage: Eukaryota; Viridiplantae; Streptophyta; Magnoliopsida; Solanales; Solanaceae. Gene Ontology annotation, molecular function: aspartate kinase activity; homoserine dehydrogenase activity. Gene Ontology annotation, biological process: aspartate family amino acid biosynthetic process. The record is from RefSeq and is a predicted model, not a curated record. The coding region runs from base 46 to 306 and encodes 86 amino acids.
AUCAAGUGUUUGCUAAGUUGGGGUAUGUAAUGAGUGAGGUUGAGGAUGGAAAGCCAUUCAGCCAAGUCGUUAAUGCUGCUAAAAGCCUUGGCUACACUGAACCGAACCAGAUAUGAAGUUGGCAUCCAAGAAGUUCCAAAAGAUUCUGCAUUGGGAAGAUUAAGAGGAAGUGAUGAUGUGGUGGAGAUAUACAAUCGUUGCUACGAGAAACAACCUUUGGUUAUCCAAGGUGCUGAAGCAGGAAAUGAUACCACAGCAGCUGGUGUCCUAGCUGAUAUCCUUGACAUUCAAGAUUUAUUCCCUUGACUGAGUAUUAUACACUGAGAUACAAACAUUCGAUCCUCAAAGGACGAAAAAUCGACUCUUCUUGUCUCUCUGCUUCCAGAUUGGAGAUUGAAAUCAGGCUAAGAUAGCUCACACAUUUUUUGAAAAAU